This is a messenger RNA of Staurois parvus, 511 nucleotides long. The record is from the annotation of a GenBank genome assembly. Lineage: Eukaryota; Metazoa; Chordata; Amphibia; Anura; Ranidae.
GGCUCGACAGCGGGCCCGCGUCAUCUGGCAAGGCAGUGGGCACCGAGUCACCAGGCACGACAGUGGGCUCUGAGUCAAUUGGCACGACAGCGGGCACCGGUCAUCAGGUACCGGAUCGUCUGGCUCGACAGCAGGCACCGGGUCAUCUGGCGCUGGAUCGUCUGGCUCGACAGCGGGCAUCGUGUCACCAGGCAUGACAGCGGGCACUGGGUCAUCAGGCAUUGGAUCGUCUGGCUCGACAGCGGGCACCGGGUCAUCUGGCGUUGGGUCGUCUGGCUCGACGGCAGGCAUCGGGUCACCAGGCAUGACAGCAGGCACUGGGUCAUCAGGUACCGGAUCGUCUGGAUCGACAGCGGGCACCGGGUCAUCAGGCAUUGGAUCGUCUUGCUCGACAGUGGGCAUCGGGUCAGGCAGAGAAUGAGGUAUGGAUCAGGCAGGGUCGGCAAUGAAUCAGUCAGACAGGGACAGGGACAGGAACAGGAACAGGAAAAGGAACAGGACUGCAGGUAAC